This is a messenger RNA of Trichomonas vaginalis G3, 1749 nucleotides long. Its product is annotated as mismatched DNA binding. Lineage: Eukaryota; Parabasalia; Trichomonadida; Trichomonadidae. Gene Ontology annotation, biological process: mismatch repair. The coding region runs from base 1 to 1749 and encodes 582 amino acids. Gene Ontology annotation, molecular function: ATP-dependent DNA damage sensor activity; ATP hydrolysis activity. Gene Ontology annotation, cellular component: MutLalpha complex. The transcript has a single exon. The record is from RefSeq and is a predicted model, not a curated record.
AUGAUUAACAUCUCAUUAAUCAAUGGUGGAUACACAAAUAUCAUCGUUUCAGAUAAUGGAUGUGGUAUUCCACGCGAAAACUUUUCUAAAUUAUGUCAUUUUAACGCAACAUCAAAAUAUAACGAAGAAUCUCCCGAUAAAUACGAUACAUUUGGAUUUCAUGGAGCUAGCCUUGCAUCUAUUACUUGUUCAUGCCCUACAUUAAUCACAUCAAGGACUAGAGCCGAAAAAAUUGGCACAAAAGGACAAUUUAAUUACUCAACUUUAGUCGGAGACUUACAAAACGCUCAAUGCCAAUAUGGAACCACUAUAGAAUUGAAUAAUUUAUCAGAUUCUGUUGAUCAAGCCGUAACAAAAAACAUUCAAAAUUCUCAAAGCAAUUUAACCAUCAAAAAACUUGUUCAAUCAUACUCAGCACUCUACUACAAUAUUUCCUUCAAAUUACUCACUACACUACCUUACGAAUCAAUGACAAAGAAGAAUUUAAUCCAAUCUUUGAGAGCAAUUUAUAAUAUUCAAAAUACGCCCAUGCAUCCUAUUUCAAGAACUUUCGAAUGCAAUAACGUUAAAGCAGCGCUUUUCGUUACUUUACCAGAAGCAACUUCGAUUUAUCCACAAUUCGUUUUCUUUUUGAACGGCCAACGCAUUAAAAACAAAGCCCUUAAGAAGUCAGUCAAAUCUGUCUAUCAGAGAUCAGGAAAUAUUCAUACACCAGUUGUAUUUAUAUUAUUUAGCGAAGAAACACCACAAUUCAAAUUUAUUCCUACGAAUUACCCAUUUCCAAAUCAAAUCAGGAUGUCAGGCGAGCUCGAAACCAUGGUUGAAGAAGCUAUCUCGAUUAUCAGAAAGGAUGGCGACGGAGAAAUCGAUUUUGACAUCAACGAAUACAGAAAGGGCAACAAAAUACCUAGAUAUCCGAUCGAAAUUCAGCCAGAAAUGCAGAAUCCAUACCUUGUCCAACAGCAAACUCAACAACCACAGCAACAGAUGAGAUACGACCACUACCAGCAGCAAGCCCAGCAACAGCAGCAACAGAUGAACAGCUACGUGGCCCAACAAAUGACACAGAUGUCUGCAUAUCAGCAACCAACUUCACAAAUGGCCCAAAUGACAAUGCAGCAACAGCAACAACAACAGCAACAAAUGCAACAGAUGCAACAACAGCAGAUGCAGAUGCAAAUGCAGCAACAACAACAAAUUCAAUUACAACAACAGCAACAAAUACAGAUCCAGCAACAACCGCAGCCACAGCCGCAACAACAACCUGUUCAGCAACCUCAACCUCAACAGAUUAGCCAGCCAAAGAAGGUUAUUGUCGCACAACCAAAUAAGCCAAUGGUAAAACAUAUCGCAGCUCCAAAGAAGACCAUUACAACUGUUGUUCCACCACCUCCACAACAAUCCCAACCCAUGUAUUCUCAAAUCCAACAACAGCCAAGAAAUCAGAUUCAACAACCUCAACAACAGCAGCCACAGAUGCAAUAUCAGACACAGUAUCAGCCUCAGUACCAACAGCAGUACCAGCAGCAACAAUACCAACAACAACAGUACCAGCAACAGCUGUAUCAGCAAAUUUACCAACAGCCACCUCCUCCUCCACCUCGACCAGCUACUCCACAGACAAUACAACAGCCAGCACAAACAAUGCCUUCGCCAAUGCAGCCUGUUUCGACUCCUCAAGUUAUUUCUCAGCCGAGGGUCAACAAGAGAUUCCCAAUCAAGAAGAUCGUUAUUUCUGGAACCAAAUAA